This is a messenger RNA of Thrips palmi, 3727 nucleotides long. RefSeq lists its product as uncharacterized. NCBI's taxonomy places the organism in Eukaryota, Metazoa, Arthropoda, Insecta, Thysanoptera, Thripidae. The record is from RefSeq and is a predicted model, not a curated record. The transcript has 17 exons. The coding region runs from base 114 to 3497 and encodes 1127 amino acids.
UUGCUUGCUCUCUCUCUCCCCAGCGCGAACACUGUGAAGAGUUGACUGAAAUUCUGUAACUUGACACUAUAGCUUAGCGGUUCAAGAGCCGAAACAUGAGGACCAGUUGCUAAAUGAUGGAGAGCUCAGAUAUUCCGUUAUGGCCAGCAAAACAUUCCAAUGGCCCUCGCAGAAUGUGUUUCUUGUCUGGCGAGGCGCGUUGGUAUUUGUGGCUUCAGGAGGGAAACAAACAGGCAAUUACAUCUUUGCGAAGAGAUCUUCUACUCUUGCAUCAAAAUGGUGACCUUCAACUUUUCAGAACUAAUAUUCCGUCAGGUACUUACAUUGCCGCACUUCAUGAUGGAAGAAUGAUAAGGGGUCGAAUAUGCCCGACUCAAAACACAACGGACUGUUUGAGGUAUGUUACCGCAAUUGAUGUUGAUGAUGGCAUAAAACUGAACUUGCCCUUGAGUCAAGUUCGUGCCCUCCCUCCUGAAAUGAAAUUGCUUCCAUGUCAAGCAGUCCGUGUUGACAUUGGUCUUGACUGUAUUGAGCAGUUUGACUGGCCAGAACAACUGAAUAACAUGCUCAUGAAAGCAAUAGGAAAAGCUUUGAUUUUUGUUGACAUAAAAUCAAAGCGGCCUGGCUCAAUCCCUACCAUUGACGCAGAUGUUACAAUAGUCAAUCCUAGCACUGGCCAAUCAAUUAGCAUACAAAAAUGGCUGAUUGACUGCUUCUCUCAGCACCUUGAUUUAUGUGGUCUAGAGAGGUUCAAACCAUUUCCAGUUGGCAUGUCAGCUGAUCUUAUGGUAAACAACAUGCCAAUGUUUCAACAGCCAGUUUUUGGGUUGGGUAUGCCAGGCUCACCCUCAGUACCUUCAGGACUACCCUCAAUCUUGCCAUCUUCUGGCAUUCCAUCUGGUAUGCCACUAGGUAUGCCACCAAGUUUUCCACUUCCAAUGCCACCUCCUCAAGCUGGUCCGCCUCUUAUUAUGACACAUGGUAUGCCAUAUGGUAUGCCACCAAGGCUUCCAAUGUCUUUGCCUCCAACAGGUGGGCGGAUGCCUCCCUUGAUGUCUCAAUGCCCACAACCCUCCCCAAACAUUUUCCCCACACCAACCCCUCCUGGAUCCACCAUCAGUGCAACUCUAAUGUCAUUUUCUGUAACACAACCAGCAAGGCCAGUGAGGUCAGCACCGCCUCCACCUCAUAAUUCAAUGCCAUUCAAAGAUAGCAUUCAAAGACAGACAAGCUCGAACAAUUCUAGUACUGGACUGAGUGCAUCGUCCUCUCUUAUAUUUGAGUCUGACUCCUCUUUCACAUGUGACUCUGACUGCCCUCCACACAGUGAGAGCUCUGUUGGAAUAGACUUGAAUGAGAGUUUCACAAGCUCAUCCUCUUUAUCUGGCCCAAACCCCUAUGCACUGCCUUUUUUCCCCAAAGACCAAACUCCCUCUGAGAUGACACAAUCUGGGAAGGUCGUUAAGUUGGAGGGAUGUCCCAAGAAUCAUAAUUCCCCUAGACGAGGUGCAAGUGGAGCUACAAAAGGUGAAGAAAGAAUUGUAGGUGGAAUGAGCUCAUGCCUCAGUGCAGAAACCGCUCCAAGAGGAGCUGUUAAACUUGACCAAAGACAUGAACAUGAAGGGAGUUCUUCAGGUCUGAGUGCAGAAGCUGCUCCAUUUGUGCCAAAGGUUCUCAUAAAAAAUACAGACACGGCUACUAAACCUGAUCCUGAACCAAAUCUGAAUUGUAGUGCUGGCAGGAAAGACAAGUCUGCACAAGAACCCCAUGCAAGUCCUGCUAAGACAUUGAAACCAGCCAUUGCAUCUAGACACAGCAAAAGCCCAAGUCUUAAUGAUGGACAGACACCGAGCCCCCUGCUUCCACUCAAUAGUGAUGAAAUCCGUAAGCCUGGACCUCUGCAACAAUUUCCUAAAGGUAAAGAGGUUCAACUCAAACAAAUUUUAAGAGACUGGAAAAUUGGGCAGGUAGUUCCUGCCUUCAUGGCAAGAGUUUGGAAUCCAUCUUGUUUUGAAGUUAAUGUCAUUGAUGACUUUAGUGGCUUGCUCUCUAAGUUGCAAACAGAAAUGGAUGCUUAUUAUAAAUGUGGAAAAAACAAAAUGAACAUGUCUUCAAAACAACAAGCAAGGGAUUUGUGUGGAGACUUUUGUGCUUGCUAUGAUGCUGAUGAAGACCUCUGGUUUAGAGCACAAGUAAAUGAAUGGUUCAUGGAUGACUCAGUGACUCCAUUGAAAGUGUGGGCAGUGGACUAUGGUGGAUACUCGCAAGUUGACUUAGGUAGUGUGCAGCCUCUUUCAACUGAAUUGGCAUGCACAGCACCUGUACUUGUCACACUAUGUUCCAUGAAAAAUGUUAUUUCUCGUCUUGAUUAUGACAUAUGGCCUGAAGUUCAUUUAAAUAGAGUAAAAGAAUUGAUGCCAGAAGAUAACCAACUCUUCUUACGCAUUGAUGGGCCAAAGUCCCAAGAUGAUAUCUGGCCAGUUUCUGUUUUCAAAGAUCCUGACUGCUCCUUGCAAAGCAUUAAUGAAAUAUUAGUGGCCGAAGGCUGUGCCUAUUAUGUUGGUAUGGCAAAAGAAAGUUCUGAUGUCUCAUUGACUUCAAUUUAUGAAGAUGCUGAAAAUCCAAUGGCUGAAGCUUAUGAACUCGGUGCCAAUAACUAUGAUAUAGAUGAUGAAGAUGCCUGUGUUGCUGUGAGUGGGCGCAAACCUACAGAAGAGACAGGCAUUUGUUGGUUCUUUCAACGAAAUGGUUAUUGUUACAAGAAAUUCUGUGACUUGAGACAUGAAAGACUUGACCCUGAUGGUCACAGCAUAGCAAAGGAACAAAUACAUCAUGACUCAUUUGAGAAACUUACUGAUAAUGUUCUGAGCCCUGGCUCCCAGGUGAAGCUUACAAUCACACGUAUAUUGACUGUAAAUCAUUUUAUUGCAACAAUAAGCACCAAAGGAACUAAACUUAGAUCCAGGGAAACUUUGAAAUCGGUUAUUGAAAAUUUAAACACUACACACAUGAAAAGACAGCUGAAGACAUUUACGGAGUUUCCCGCUGAUGGAGAAAUUGUUCUUUACAAGGAUACUACUAAUGGAACGUUUUAUCGAGGCAGGAUUAUUUGUGCGGACAUGGUGGCGGAUGAGUACUAUAAAGUUUUGAAUGUUGACACAGGGUAUAAAUUUAAAAUACCCCUCAAGGAUCUGAGAAAGGUUGACCCUGCUUUCCUGCACCACCCAUUCCAGGCAAUGGAGUGUUGGCUUGCAGAUGUGGCUCCUACACAAAGUGAUAGAGAGUGGACCAAAUCCUGCAAUGCAGUAUUUGCUGAUCUUGUCCAAAAUCAGAAAUUGUUGGCUACAGUUGUGAGAUCGGCCCCUUGGGGUAUUGAAGUUAAUUUAAUAAACAAAGAUGGCCAAGAUCUAGCUGCCAUCCUCAAAGAAAUGAACAUUGUAAAGAGCUGCCCCAGAAGGCACCUCCCUCUUGAUCUCUCCCACCGGUUUCCUGGCUAGGUUUGCAGAUCUCAAUUAUUUACCACAUCAAUUGUUAAUGUCAAAGGUCUUAAUGUGUGUGAGUGUGAGUGUGUGAGUUUUCUUGUAUUUCCUCUAAUGUGAAAAUCAUCUAAAAUUUGUUUUACUGUAGUAUAUUACUUCUUAAUUCAGUUUACAAUCAUUGAAUAAUGUUGAUUUUAUUUUUAUAACAAAGGACUCUUUAAUUGUUAAGAAUAAAUUUUUGAUUUCAA